Messenger RNA from Morus notabilis, 1329 nucleotides. RefSeq names its product zinc finger protein ZAT4. The transcript has a single exon. Gene Ontology annotation, molecular function: DNA-binding transcription factor activity. Lineage: Eukaryota; Viridiplantae; Streptophyta; Magnoliopsida; Rosales; Moraceae. The record is from RefSeq and is a predicted model, not a curated record. Bases 1 to 1329 code for a protein of 442 amino acids.
AUGGAGGAAGAGAAAGAAGAUGCAAAUAACCAGGGACGGCUUUGCUUGAAGCUGAAGAUCACUCCGAAACCAGAGCCCACCACUGCUGAUCAAGACAUGAUCAACGGCCAUGAUCAAAAGAUGAUGAUCAAUAAGCUUAAGCCAGAUGAUCAUGAACAAGUUGAAGACCAUGUUCAAGAUGAAGAAUUGUUGCCUUUUGUAUGCCCGGUUUGUAAUAAGCGUUACAAGUCUGGAAAAGCGCUCGGCGGCCACAAGAGAAUGCACAAUCUCCCACCCAAAAACAACAACAAUAGUACAAAGCCCAGCAACAAACGCAAAGCAAUUAUUCACGAUAACGAUGAGGAAGAUGAUGAAGAGGAAGAAGAUGUUCCAAUUUGCCCGCUCUGCGAGAAGAGUUUUCCGUCGAUGAAAUCGCUUUUCGGUCACAUGAGGUCUCAUCCUGAUAGGGGUUGGAGAGGAAUUCAACCUCCUCCUCAACCUUCUUCUUCUACUGUUCCUGAUCAAGAUCAUCCUAUGAUUGAUGAUGAUGAUGAUUCUUCGGAAGCAACCCCGAAAAAAAGGCGGCCAGUUCUAUUGUCGACUUCUAAUUCCCCAAAAACUCCUUCUCCUGCUAGUGAUGAUCUUAAGUGGCCCAUCACCGCGAAGAGAGGUAGCGGCAACCGUAUUACUACUAGCGGUUCCUCCUCCUCGUCCUCAGGCGGCCUGAGUUUGGCAGAUGUCCCGUGGAUGGAGAAGACCGCGAAGGAGGCUGUCUUUGAUCUUAUGAUGCUCGCUUGUCAGAAGCCUGGAGCUCGCUCAGAAUUAUUAACCAUUCUUGAUCGGAUCAAUAAGAACAAAGGAAAAGCAAAGAAAGAAGAAGAGAAAGAAGAAGAAGAAGAAGAGAAUUCGGGGGAUGAGAAGGAUUAUUACAUGAUGAAGAGGAUAAAGAACAAGAGCAUGAAGAGCAAGAAAAUAAUAAAGAAGAUGAAGUUGGCAGACCUAGAAGAAGAAGAAGGAGAAGAAGGCCAAGUGAUUAGAACUACUAGUACUAGUAAUAGCGCAAAAUCACCUGCAAGUAGUAGUGGUAGAGGUCGUCAAUAUGUAUGCAGUGUUUGCAAGAGGUCCUUCCCAAGUUACCAAGCUCUAGGCGGCCACAGGUCAAGCCACAACAAGAAGAACAUCAAGAUAAUUAUCAAUAGCCGAUUGUCGAAUUCGGAUGAUUCGUCGAGGUCCGAGGAAGCAACAGAUGACAAGGAUAAUGUUGAAGAUGAUCAAGUUUCUGCUGAAAAUGAUGAUAGUAAGAUUGUUAAAGAUUUUGAUCUCAAUGAGGUUCCAACAUCAGAGGAUUGA